Molecule: messenger RNA, 360 nt
Organism: Brenthis ino (lesser marbled fritillary)
Lineage: Eukaryota; Metazoa; Arthropoda; Insecta; Lepidoptera; Nymphalidae
Source: the annotation of a GenBank genome assembly
AUGUAUAGAUCUAUCGUGCGUGUUUCUUACAAGUGUAAUGACUUCUUUAGGCGCCCAAGCCCCGCCCGCAGCGUGCACCAUAGACCAGACAAAAUGUUCGCCGUGAUGCAAAUCGACGAAGAUCACACAAGGGAUUUUAGGCGUAAACUGCGCCCAAAGUGCGAGUUUGUCUGCAAGUAUUGCCAACCUGCGAGGUUUGCGGGAAGAGUUUCAAACGGCAGGACAAUUUGCGUCAGCACAGAUGUAGUCAAUGCUUGUGGCGGUGAAGGUGAUGGAGAUAGCACGAUCAACAACAGCGGUCUCUCUUACACAAUAGAAGAAAUACACUACAGCCCCAAAAAGCAGACCAUGCACUAUCGA